AUGAAAUUAAUAAGAAUAAUUCUCACAAUUUCUAUAUGUGCAACAGCACUAAUUGGAGAUUAUAUAGUUUUUAAAUCAAAAUACUCAGAAUCGCUAGUUUUUCGCGCUUUUGCCGACAGUACAGUUCAUGCGAGUAUAGGCUUUCUAUCGGCCGUCCAGUUUUUUAGCCACGAGAUUGGAUUAACUGACCAAGCACGCCUGUAUAAUAUAGCCUUUUGUACAAUCAUUUCAUCUCUAAUAGAUGUUGAUCAUUUCAUUGCUGCAAGGUCUUUUAGACUCAAGGAUUUAACCAAAGUAAAAGAACGUGGCAUUUUCCACUGUACGAGCUACUGGAUUUUAUUAAAAACAGUUCUACUUAUUUAUUCUCAUAUAACAAGAAGAUUGGACAUUUAUAUAUUAACAUUUAUGCUAACAUUGGCAUAUACCAGCCAUCAUGUAAGGGAUGCCAACAGAAGAGGACUCUGGUUGUAUCCAUUUGGUCAUACACCACCUUUUAGCAAAUACUUCUAUAUAUUUCUUCUCAUGAUACUCCCGAGUAUAUUUGCAUAUUUGUACAUAGUUAUGAAGCCUGCCGUACACAAACAAACUGUGAGAUAUUAUGAUUCUAUAGUUUAA
Parnassius mnemosyne (clouded apollo) is the source of this 615-nucleotide messenger RNA. Lineage: Eukaryota; Metazoa; Arthropoda; Insecta; Lepidoptera; Papilionidae. The record is from the annotation of a GenBank genome assembly.